AUGAAAUCUAUGCGUGAAAUGGACUCCCCUUACAGGCUGGAACUCUCGGACAUCGCCGCCUCGCACAUUGGCAGCUUUGAUGCGUUCUUAGACACGUACUCCAAACGCAUAGUAGAGUGUCUACCGCCCGUAUAUGUCGCACCAAACUACAAUCAGAUGCUCCACGAAUUGAACAGCGGGACCGCCGCUCCAGACUACGUCAAGUUUUUCAUAAAGGACGUGAGGAUAGGCUACCCCAGGCGAAACGACUGUACGGACGAUGCUGACGAGCGGUUGUACCCGCUCCAAGCCCGAAUAUCGCACACUACGUACUCCGCGCCCAUCUACGUGACGUUUGCCCUUCAGUCCACUAGCGGGGGCGUCGAAUGCAGCCAGAUCGUACACAAGGAGCUGCUUGCAGGGCAGAUUCCGGUGAUGGUAAAGUCCAAGCGCUGUAAUUUAUGCGGCCUGACUGGGGAUGAACUGGUGGCAAGAGGGGAGGACGCGCAGGAGCCAGGGGGGUACUUUAUAGUAAGAGGGAACGAGAGGCUGAUCCGGCACAUGAUAUCAUCCCGCUCUAACUAUCCCAUAGGGGUUAAGCGUAAGCAGUUCAGAGCGAAGGAUGCCUUCAACACCGAGUAUGCAAUAAUAAUGCGAUCGCAGAGACGGGAUGGUACAGUUGUGGGCAACGUCCUUUGUUACACCGAGGACGAGCGGUGCGUGCUGAGGGUGGCAAUAAACAAGGUUAUUAAGACGAUUCCAUUUGGCACGCUUUUGAAGGCGGCCAAGCCGCACAUGAGCACUUGGGACCUGAAGAAGCGGCUCUUGGAGGACUUUUUACACAACGAGGAGAUGACUGUUCACUUUUACAAUAUUUUCCAGAAUAUGAUUUUUUUAGAGCCACUGGUAGCAGAUGUGGAUUUUGUUGAAAAUAGGUAUUUACACCAGUUGGGAAAGGCCUGUUGGCACAGGGUGCAUACGUUUAUGAGGCCUGGUUCGAGCCUUGCUGAGUGUGGGCUCUUCGUCAUGAAGAAUUACAUAUGCGUACAGAGCGAAUCACUGGAUGACAAAUUUGAAUGCCUGCUUCACAUGUUUAAGAAAUUGAUAUUGCUUGCUAGGGGUUACAUAAUACCGGACCAAAUAGAUUCAUUGGCAUUUCAGGAGUUGACUCUCCCUGGUCAGAUCUACGCAUCAGUGCUGAAGGAGAGUCUGUACAGUGCAUUAACCAAGCUAAAGUCCCUUUACAGCAUAGAGGUGGCGAACUUCAAGAAGUACUUGGCAACAGUGGAGGGGGUGGAUGAUAUGGAGAAAGUUAUGUUGGAGUUCUGCAGUAAUAUAUCAUUAUUCAACUACCUUACAGAAAAGGUUGCCCCUGAAGUUCCAAGCAAGGUUAAUUAUUUCCUCUCUACGGGGAAUAUAAACAGUUCAUAUUUUGAAUUUCAGCAGAACCUCGGGUGGACUAUAAUUGCGGAUCGCAUGAAUUACUUCCGAUUUAUGAGUCAUUUCCGUAGUGUACACAGAGGCAAUGCUUUUACGCAAAUGCUUAGCACUAGUAUGAGAAAACUAUUGGGUGAAUCCUGGGGCUUCCUCUGUCCGGUUCACACGCCAGAUGGCACUCCAUGCGGGCUGCUGACCCACCUCUCCAAACAUGCAUGGCCGCUUACCAGUGCCCCAGACUCGGGUACUAUGGGAGCGGUCAGGAAAUUCCUCAAAGACCUGGGGUAUCCCCUAGACCUAAGGGCACCAGGAGGCAUAACACUGGACUACAGAUACGUACACAAGCCCGUGCCAGUGGUUGUAGAUGGUAUUCCCAUAGCCAGAAUACCCAGUGACGACGCACCCCAGCUCAUGGAUGCAUUGAUCAGCGCUAAACUCGAGGGAAUCAAGGGGAUACGGAAAGACUUUGAGAUAUUCAGCACGUGUGAGGCAAAAGGUCAGAUGGAAUACAUAUACGUACUCACCUUCCCUGGACGUAUGGUUCGUAUGGUUAAGAACUUAAAAUUCGACCGCGUCGAAUUGAUUGGUCCCAUAGCCCAGCAAUGGUCCUUCAUCGCAAUCAACACCGCCGAACUGGACCAACAUAGAGCCAGAAUUAAACUAGAAUAUAACCUAUCGUCUAAUCCACAAUCUAAUCCACAAUCUAAUCCACCAUCUAACCUACCAUCUAACCUACCAUCUAACCUACCACCUUACCCGUCGUUCGAAAGUUAUAAACGCAUAGAUAAAUUAUUGGAAAACAUUCCCGUACAUUACACACACAUUGAAAUUGAACCACAUGGAAUACUCUCAAUAUGCGCCAAUUGUACACCCUUCAGCGACUUCAACCAAAGCCCUAGGAAUAUGUACCAAUGCCAAAUGCUUAAACAAUCCAUGGGAAUACCUGCACACUCACAACCCCUGCGGAGCGAUGGAAAACUAUACAACCUAAUUACACCGCAGUCCCCCCUCGUAUCCACCAGCGACUACCGUCGCCUACACCUAAACAAUUAUGCCACGGGUGCCAACGCCGUGGUGGCCAUCAUGGCCUAUACGGGCUUUGACAUGGAAGACGCAAUGGUCAUCAACAAAUCCUCCAUUGAGCGCGGGUUCCUACGCGCCACCCUCUGCAGGACGAAGGUCCUGGACGCCGCCCCGCCUGGAUGCAGUGCAAAGGAAGGGCACUGCUACGUGUUUCGGGGGCCCUCUAAUGGGCCCUUAGAUGCAGACGGACUGGUACGGGUUGGGCAACUGAUAGCCAACGGCUCGCCUCUGGCUCGCAUAGAGUACGCAGGCACUGGAGCAGGAGCCCGCCCACGCGUUGAGAUGUAUCGGGAAGAGGAGCCGGCUCGGGUCUCAAGCGUUACGCUUGUCACCCCAAAUCCUUCGAGGAUUGACAAGUGCGUUGAAUCAGCCCCUUGCAGUCGUGCGAUAAUCCGUUUACAAUCAGUACGCGUGCCCGAUGUUGGUGACAAAUUCGCCAGUCGACACGGGCAAAAGGGGAUUUUAUCAAUGACUUGGCGCCACGAAGACAUGCCAUUUACGGAAUCUGGGAUAGUGCCUGAUAUUCUUUUCAACCCGCAUGGGUUCCCCUCUCGAAUGACCAUUGGCAUGUUGAUUGAGGCUUUGGCAGGCAAAUCAGCCGCCGUGACUGGUGAGGUGGGGGCCGAUGGAACGACCUUUUCCCACUGCACUGGGAGCGAUCCAGUGGCCUAUUUUGGUUCUGUACUUAGGCGCGCUGGGUUUAGGUAUUAUGGCACGGAGGAUAUGUACUCUGGCGCAACAGGAACUACAAUUAAGACUAGCAUAUUUACUGGGUGCAUAUAUUAUCAGCGUUUGCGCCACAUGGUAGCGGACAAGGCCCAGGUUAGGUCUACUGGUCCAAUUGAUUCCCUAACGCAUCAGCCCGUGCAAGGUAAAAAGCGACACGGUGGCAUACGAUUUGGGGAGAUGGAAAGGGACUCGCUAAUAUCUUAUGGUGCUCCAUUUUUAUUGCAGGACAGAUUACUAAACUGUUCCGAUUUACAUUUAGCCUGCAUAUGUCCCGAGUGUGGUUCGUUGCUUAGUGCUUCUACGGGCCCAAACGACUCCCAGGAUAUGAGGGAUACCACCAAACCGCCGGUCUGUACAGUCUGUAGCGUGCCCUGUCACUGGGUCAGGAUACCGUACGUGCUGAGGUACCUGGCCAAUGAAUUGGCCUCAAUUAAUGUGGGGUUGAAAUUCACUUUGCGUCAAUUUGGCCAUGCCGUAAGGCGCCGCACUGCGCCUGGUCGUAUGCCUCCACCCCCCAUACAGUGA
Messenger RNA from Babesia microti strain RI, 3753 nucleotides. Its product is annotated as DNA-directed RNA polymerase I subunit A2. The record is from RefSeq and is a predicted model, not a curated record. The coding region runs from base 1 to 3753 and encodes 1250 amino acids. Gene Ontology annotation, molecular function: ribonucleoside binding; DNA binding; DNA-directed RNA polymerase activity. Lineage: Eukaryota; Apicomplexa; Aconoidasida; Piroplasmida; Babesiidae. Gene Ontology annotation, cellular component: RNA polymerase I complex. The transcript is spliced from 9 exons. Gene Ontology annotation, biological process: DNA-templated transcription.